ACUCACCGAGAUCAUUUUAAAGACACCGAGGAGAAAAUGAGCGCGCCCGGCCAUCGCAUAAAUUUGACAUGAGGUCCCAUUCGCAAACCCUUUCCCUUAUUCCACCUGCUCUGUGCACCCAUCAUGUGAGUGUGUACUCGUGUAUCGCAUCGCUAAAAGCUUCCGAAAUUCGGAGAGGACGAAUAAAGCACAGUUAUAGUAUUUUAUGUGUAGAUUUUUGUGUGCACGCUUUCUCUUGAAACAGGCAAUGACUUUUUGCACGAGGCUGUCGACUCCGGCCGCGGCUGCCAGUCGAAUGGAUGGCCGGUUACCUAUUUAUUUGGCGCAUUAACUGCAAGAGCGCCACGGAUAUACCUAAUGCACGCAUAAUGUAUACUGGAACGGCGGUGUUUACACUUGGUAACAUUUAUGCACACACGCAAACCCACGGGUGAUUUUGAUAUUUGCGCUUUCUUCUUCGAACGAAAAUGGCGCUUCCCACCCCAUACUCUUUAAGAGUGGACAUCUUGGACAUCGUUUUCGCGGACGAUGACGAGGAGGAUUUCAGACCGGGUGAUGUCAUGCAAGGAUUCGUCCGGGUUGUGUUGCAGCAUAAGAAAAGCUUUUCGGAUAUUGACAUCAAGAUCAAAGGGAAAUCGGUAACUCAUUGGACCAAAGAUGACAAGUCUUUUUCUUCAACGGAAUACUUCUUUAAAGAUAGUUGGAUAUUAUACGGUGAAGUCCAGGGAGAUAAAAGUCCAAAGACCCUCUCGCCGGGUGAACACAGAUUUCCUUUCCAGUAUCGACUGCCAGACGCCCCUCUACCUCCCGUCAUCCGGAAACAAUCGGGUGAGGUCAGCUAUAACGUCCGGGUAAAGAUUCAUCGGUUGAAUGAUAAACCCGCUCACAAGGUCAAACGUCAGUUCAACAUCAGAAGAGAUCUAGACCUGAACGUGGUGGAGAAUAUUAUGGACCCAGUGAUGAAGGAAAGCACACAAAGUCUGACAUCAUGUUGUUGCCAUGUCGGGCAAGUCACAGUCAUGGUAGGCAUUGACAAGGGAGGUUACGCGACUGGGGAGCCUAUCAUCCUGUCAGGACAGGUGGAAGAUGAAGAUGAUAGUACAGAUCGCUAUGACAUCCACGCAGCCCUCGUUCAGGUUACGACAUUCAAAUCCAAAGAAAGUACUCUAACGACCCGUGACGUCAUGAUUACGUCAGUCAUGUCAGGUCACGUGUCAUGUGAGCCUCGACGCCUUUCAAACCAAGCCAUCUUCUUGCCCCGAGAUUUGUUACCAUGUGCCUUCCAAGGAUGUUCAAAUAUUGCUCUUGAUUAUGAGCUGGAGAUCAAAGCCUACCUUGGUGGCAGCAAGCCGGUAGCUUCUCUAAUCUUCCCCAUCAUCAUCGGUACCAUCCCCGUACAUCGAACACUCCAGAGACAACCACCACCCCCGCCAUUCUCCAUAAGACAACUUCCUAUGGCAUACCAACCAAGACCUACAGAUAUAGAGGGACAGUCCGCCUCAUCUAAUGGUCUACCACCAAGCUAUGAGACUGUGAUGAAAGAAAAACAACUAAGACCUACAUCACCGUCAGAAGAUGAGAAAGAGAGACUAUCAGUCGUUUCAGGUAGCACGCCCUCUUCGCCGUUGGUUCAAGGAGAUAUGAAACAUUAUGGCGUAUUCUAGUAUUUAUUUCCUUUUUUCAUCAAUUUCUCAACGAUUUAACAAAAGAGAGACGAUUCCGGCACAGCUUUAUUCUGGAUACUCGGUGAAUGACCAGUCUCCUUAAGAGAAUUUUAAUACAACAUUACAUGCAGCAAAGUGAAAGCGAUAUGUAUUUUGAGUUUUUCGAUCGGAAGAGAUAUUGUUGUGCAAUAUGCGUCGUUUGAAAUUUUUUGAACAUCUCUGCGACAUGUAUUUUUUCUUGGCAGUGACGAAAAAGGAAUAUUAACAAGUAACCAGCGUGUGUACAUCGAAUGAAAUUCAUUCAUUAUAUGACUUUAUAUCGGGUUUUUCCGCUUCAUUUCCAGCGCAAUAGAAUUACAAAUGAAAAGAGGAAUAUCAGACUAUAUUUUUCUACAUUUUAUUUGUGUCAAAGCAGCUCCUUCAGGAAGCUUCUGUAUGAUUCUCCUCUUUUGUUUGCUAUUGACAAAAGAACAUACGCCGUAGAAAGAUGCUGAAGGGAUUACAGCGAAGAUGCACUGGGAAAUUCAGUAUUCUGUUGCCUAGCAACAUUCCUUAAACGUGAACAUGACUGUGAAUGAAGACAUCGAAUACAAUGCCUUUCCAAUUGCAACAUGACUCCUUCAGAACAUAUAUGACAACUUCGCGAGAAAUUUAUAGCAUUGCCAAAAAUGCCAGCUGGAGUGCAACACCAAAAGAAAGUAUCAUCAAAUACAAAAAGAUCUAAAUUGUGUUGUGGCGGAUAUGUUACCCGAAUAUUAUAAGAAAUCACAAAUACUUGUUGAUAUUGAUAAUAGUCAAUAUUAUACAGAUAUUGCCUACCUAGAGUUUGAAUAUAACAUUUCCUCUCCCCGACGGAGUUAUAUUUUUUCCCAAGGGAUUAUAUUUUGCCCGAAGCGCGCAGCGCUGAGGGAAAAUAUUCUCCCGAUGGAAAAAUAUAGCUUCGGAGCGGAGUUGAAAUGUUAUUUAUUAAAAAGAUAGCAAUAUAUGUUAUAUUAUUAUAUUACAACGCAGUUAUAUUCACUGAGGUGACGUUAAAACCUAGAAUAUAACGAAUGCGAUCCUCGCAGCUAUGGUCACGUGAUGGCGUAUUGACCUGUCACUGAUUCGAAUCGACAUAACCUAUAUGUAAUAUUUCUAUAUAGUCUUUUCCAAGAGAUACAAAGCGCUUUGAGAUGCCAUCGCUGGCCAACAUACUUGUAUAAUGUAAAUAUACAAAUUAUCAAGUCUGGUGCAUACGUAAGGAUGUCAGAAUAGGUAGUUCUUCUUGGUAAGCUAAACAGAAGCCUUUCCGAGGGACCAGGUCAAGGUUGGCUGAUUUAAAUCAUGAUUUAAAUCGCUAUGAUUUAAAAAAAUAAUUGAUUUGAAUCACUUCCAUUGAGACGUGUACAAAUGUUUGACAUUUUUAUUUUUUAUUUUUUAAAUAGAAAGAUUUUAUCAAUUUUAUAUCAUCAAAAUGUGAAUAAAUGCUUCGUAUCUACUAAAACAAUUGAAAUCAUGUCAAUAAAAUCAGUUGAUCUUGCAAUGCAGCCUACAAACGGUUUAACACUUUAACACCCCUACUCCUUUAAGGCCUCUACUCCACUUUAACUGUGAUUAAAAAAAAGAAUCAUUGAUUUAAAUCACUUCCAUUAAUGUACAAUGUACAACUCAUUAUUGUAAUUCAAAUAAACUUGCAACUUUUUCCCAAUAAGUCAGCUUUGUAAAUCAAUGCUUUAAACAGUCAAAAAGCUCCAACCAUGGCUCAAAUAUACCAAAGGAGGUUUGGCUUGAAAAUCAAGAAUGUUUCUCUUUCGAGAAUGUGAUUCUCUGAGUCAUGGAAUUCUUCCAAAGAAACUGAUCCUCAUUUCAUAUUUGAAUAGGAACACUAACUUUGCAGUAUUAGCUGUACCAAGGCAGUUCCUCAACUUGGACCAAACCAGUCAGUAGGAGCAAAAGACCAUACACGAGAGGAUACAGAAACAGUAUCUUCGUCAUGACUUACAUAUUCUAUAUAAAUUCUAUUUUGACUUGAUUUAAUUAUGAAAUAAAAUAGAAGUUAAUAAUGAUUUUAAUUGUGAAAUGUAUGAUUUUGAAAAUGAUUUCAGUGUAAGGGUUAUAUUUUUGGUGUUUCCACUUUUUUUAGAAAAUGUUUUUUAAUAAAAUUUAGAAAAAAUUAAAAAUCCGAUUUAAAUAAUAAAAAAUCUGCUUUAAAUCAAAUGAAUCCGAUUUUAUUUGAUUACUU
Messenger RNA from Lytechinus pictus (painted urchin), 3885 nucleotides. Its product is annotated as arrestin domain-containing protein 1-like. The transcript has 7 exons. Gene Ontology annotation, biological process: protein transport. Bases 468 to 1664 code for a protein of 398 amino acids. Gene Ontology annotation, cellular component: cytoplasm. The record is from RefSeq and is a predicted model, not a curated record. NCBI's taxonomy places the organism in Eukaryota, Metazoa, Echinodermata, Echinoidea, Temnopleuroida, Toxopneustidae.